AUGAUACAUGCGACUUUAGAGAAUAUUUUCGUGGAGUACAAAUUCACUAUUAUAGUGGUCGUUGCAAUUUUGGUAAUUUUGCUAUUUUUAUAUCUUGCCGCCCUUUGUAUGCAUAAAAAGGGCCAAAACUUCAUUAUAUUUUCACUGGCAUUGAUAUUCGUGGAUUUUACUUUUGAUUGUUUGUUUUUCUUGAAUAACGCGAAAGAUGUAAAAUCGCUUUAUUUACCAAGUCUUCUUGUGCUAGCGAUACCAGCAAUGAUCAAUUUCGCAUCGGCGUUAUAUAUAAUGGUAUAUGAAAGGAUAAAUAACCCAAGGUUUCAAAAUUGGCUUUAUGAUCAUUCAACAUUUGCUGCUAUAAUAACGGUUUGCUCUUCGGCAAAUAUCCAAGCAAUAAGAUUAAUCUACUCCGAACUCUUCAACUGUGAGAUAUUCAAAGCUGGGAUUUCUAUUAAAUCAAAUAAAUGGAUUAUGUGGAUUAGCGUAUUAGAUGCAAUAAUUGAGGAUAUCCCUCAUUUUGUUAUUCAGUUGUUGUACCACAAAUCUCAAUCCUACUAUUCUGUGAUACCAUUUUUCACGUUGGUCUCUAGUGUAAUAUCAUUGCUGGUUGCCAUACUGGGUAGAUUUUAUGAUGCCUUGAAUGCCUCUGAAUUUUAA
Messenger RNA from Acaulospora morrowiae, 654 nucleotides. The record is from the annotation of a GenBank genome assembly. Lineage: Eukaryota; Fungi; Glomeromycota; Glomeromycetes; Diversisporales; Acaulosporaceae.